Messenger RNA from Acaulospora colombiana, 3294 nucleotides. NCBI's taxonomy places the organism in Eukaryota, Fungi, Glomeromycota, Glomeromycetes, Diversisporales, Acaulosporaceae. The record is from the annotation of a GenBank genome assembly.
AUGGAGGUUACGAUAAAAGAGGAGCCAAAGAAGACCGCCAAACGCGACGCUUUGUGUUCCAUAGAACACGGAAUUCAAGAACUAUGGGAAAGCGAGAAAGUAUUCCAAGUUGAUGCACCAACACUAGAGGAAGAGCCUGAAGACUUCUUCAAUAUACACGAGAAACACCCAAAACAUAUGGGCACAUUCCCGUAUCCAUACAUGAACGGAAGGUUACAUUUAGGGCAUUUCUUCACGAUCACAAAGGUUGAAUUUGCGACCGGUUAUGAAAGGAUGAAGGGGAAGCGAGCAUUAUUUCCCAUGGGAUUUCACUGUACGGGCAUGCCAAUCAAGGCGUGUGCGGAUAAACUUGCUCGUGAAUUGGAGCAAUUUGGACCAAAUUUUGAACUUCCAGGUAGCGAUGAAUUGGAGGUUGGCGUUAAAGAUUUGAACUUGAAUGAGGACGCCGACGUCAAAUCGGGUUCGGUUGAUCCGUCUGGGGUGGCAGCAAAAACCUCUCAUCAUAAAAAAGGAAAAGUUGCGGCAAAGUCAACAGGUCUAAAAUUUCAGUUCCAGAUAAUGCGAAGUUUAGGCGUUCCGGAUAGCGAGAUCGCCAAGUUUGCAGAUGCAAAUCAUUGGCUCUCUUACUUUCCGCCGUUGGCUAUUAAAGAUUGCAAGGCUAUUGGAGCAAAGAUAGACUGGCGCAGGUCUUUUAUAACAACUGAUGUCAACCCUUAUUACGACUCUUUUGUUCGGUGGCAGAUGAACAAAUUGAAGGCCCUCAACAAGGUGAAAUUUGGUGAGCGCUACACGAUUUAUUCACCAUUAGACGGACAGCCCUGCAUGGAUCAUGAUCGACAAAGCGGUGAGGGUGUGGGUCCGCAAGAGUACACUGGAAUAAAGCUUAAAGUUUUGGAGUGGAGUGAGGAGGCUCAAUCCGUUUUAGAAUCAUUUAAAGAGUUGGAGGGCAAAGAUGUAUUCUUUGUUGCUGCCACUCUUAGGCCGGAGACCAUGUAUGGUCAAACGAAUUGCUAUGUUGGAGUUGACAUAAAUUAUGGCCUCUUCAAGAUCAACGAAAAUGAUGUCUUCUUGUGCACUUAUCGUGCUGCUCGCAACAUGGCGUUCCAAGGGUAUUCAAAUGAGCGCGGUGUAAUCGAUCAGAUAGCCGAGGUUAAAGGUGCGGUCUUGAUCGGCACCAAAGUAGUCGCACCGUUGAGCAAGUAUGAACAUGUUUACGUCCUACCAAUGGAAAAUGUUUUAGCAACAAAAGGUACCGGAGUUGUGACUUCCGUUCCAUCAGAUUCGCCAGAUGAUCAUGCGACCCUUCAAGAUCUUAAGAAAAAGGCAGCCUAUUAUAAGGUCGAUCCUUCUUGGGUGGCUUUCGAACCCAUCCCAAUUAUUGAAACACCUACUUAUGGUAAUCUAGCCGCACCAACGAUUUGCCAGCAAAAGAAGAUUAACUCUCAGAAGGAUCGUUUGCUUUUGGCCGAGGCAAAGGAGUUGGUGUAUAAGGAAGGAUUUUAUAGUGGUACCAUGCUCGUCGGAGAAUACAAGGGAAGACCAGUUCAAGAGGCAAAACCUUUGAUCAAAGAGUUAUUGAUCUCCACCAAACAGGGAUUCGUUUAUAACGAACCCGAAUCUCUUGUGAUGUCACGAUCUGGAGACGAAUGCGUUGUGGCACUCUGCGAUCAAUGGUACCUGGAUUAUGGUGAGGAGACGUGGAGGAAAGAGGCAGAGAAGUGUUUAAGUCGACUAAAUACAUUUAGUGCGGAGACGAGGCAUCAGUUCGAAAAGACUCUGGAGUGGCUGAAUCAAUGGGCGUGUGCUAGGUCCUACGGCCUAGGUUCGAGAUUGCCCUGGGACCCUCAAUACCUGAUAGAAAGUUUGUCGGAUUCCACCAUAUACAUGGCUUAUUACACUGUUUCACAUUUGUUGCAAGGCGGUGCAUUGGAUGGUUCGACACCCGGACCACUUGGCAUUCAGGCUUCGGAAAUGACCGAUGCGGUUUGGGAACACAUAAUCUGUGGCGGACCUCGCCCAGAGGAUUGUUCGAUUCCACAAGAAAAACUCGACAAGAUGAAACGAGAGUUUAAUUAUUUUUAUCCCCUGGACCUUCGAGUCUCCGGGAAGGAUCUGAUUCCAAAUCAUCUAACGUUCUUCAUCUAUAAUCACGUCGCCAUUUUUCCCGAAAAUAAUUGGCCUCUUGGCAUAAGGUCAAACGGUCAUUUGCAGUUAAAUAGGGAGAAGAUGAGUAAGAGCACGGGAAACUUUAUGACGGGCGCUGAUGCCGUGCAGAAAUAUGGUGCGGACGCUACGAGAAUUGCAUUGGCCGACGCGGGGGACGCAAUUGAAGACGCCAAUUUUGAGGAAGCCACCGCUAAUGCCGCUAUCUUAAGAUUGUUUACCCUAAAAGAGUGGAUCGAGGAACAAGUCAGCAGCACGUCUAACCUACGAGUGGGAUCCAAGGAUAGUUUUCCCGAUCGAGUUUUUGAGAACGAGAUCAAUAGGUUGAUACAGCUGACGGAAGAGGCGUAUGACAACGCCCUUUAUCGAGAUGCACUUAAAUACGGAUUCUACGAACUGCAAUCGAGUCGCGAUUGGUAUCGUGAGGUGACACUUCAAGAAGGAAUGCACAAGGAUCUGAUACUUCGAUGGAUUACCGUGCAAGCACUGUUGCUGUCACCGAUUGCCCCACAUUGGUCAGAAUAUAUUUGGCGCGAGGUUUUGUUAAACAAAAGUCUGAUCGUGAAUGCCAAAUUCCCGGAAAUUACAAGUCAAGUUGACAAAGAAUUGCUUGAAGCGGCCGAAUACGUUCGGAAAAUUGUGAAAACAAUUCGCGAUUUGGAAAUCUCAUCUCAAAAGAAGAAGAAGAAGGGCAAGGGUGAAGAUUUUGAUCCGGAGAAACCCAAGGAGCUUAAAAUAUAUGUCGCCACAAAAUUCCCAGAGUGGCAAGAUAUCGCCGUGGAGGCGAUGAAGCAAAAUUAUGACGAGAAAACCAAGACGUUUAACGAUGUCGAGAUUCGAAAGAUUCUAUCGGAACGCGAGAUCCUAAAAAAUAAAAGAACCAUGCCAUUCGUACAAGAGUUUAAGAAAAAGGUUAAUGAAUUUGGAAUGGUGUCAUUCGAUAGGUCGUUGUUGUUUAACGAGUAUAGUACCCUUCUUACGGUGACAAACUUCUUAAAAAGGAGUCUCGGGUAUGACAAGGUGUUGGUCCUGAGAACGGUCUACGCCAUGAGUGAGGAAGAGAAGAGGGUUGCCGAAGUGGCGAUUCCCGGGGAACCGGGGAUUCUAUUUAGGAACAUAAAUCCAUCAUAA